Conger conger (European conger) is the source of this 1632-nucleotide messenger RNA. It is a transcript of the gene hey2, whose product is annotated as hes-related family bHLH transcription factor with YRPW motif 2. Gene Ontology annotation, cellular component: nucleus. Bases 82 to 1098 code for a protein of 338 amino acids. The transcript has 5 exons. The record is from RefSeq and is a predicted model, not a curated record. Gene Ontology annotation, molecular function: DNA-binding transcription factor activity, RNA polymerase II-specific; RNA polymerase II cis-regulatory region sequence-specific DNA binding; protein dimerization activity. Lineage: Eukaryota; Metazoa; Chordata; Actinopteri; Anguilliformes; Congridae. Gene Ontology annotation, biological process: circulatory system development; regulation of neurogenesis; regulation of transcription by RNA polymerase II.
GUGGGAUUUGUGUACUCACCAGCGAAAGCUACCUGGACGCACAUUUACUGUCGUAUAGAGGUUACAAACACCGCUUUCACUAUGAAGAGGCCUUGUGAGGACACUACUUCUGAUAGUGACAUGGAUGAAACUAUUGAUGUUGGAAGCGAAAACAACUAUUCCGGACAAAGCAGCAGCUCCCUUAUUAGAUCCGGCUCUCCAACAACAACGUCCCAAGUUAUGGCAAGGAAAAAGAGAAGAGGGAUUAUCGAGAAGAGACGGAGAGAUCGAAUCAAUAACAGUUUAUCGGAAUUACGUCGGCUUGUUCCAACUGCAUUUGAAAAACAGGGGUCUGCCAAACUUGAAAAAGCGGAAAUAUUGCAGAUGACAGUAGAUCAUCUUAAGAUGCUCCAGGCAACUGGAGGUAAAGGCUUUUUCGACGCCCACGCCCUGGCCAUGGACUUCAUGAGCGUGGGGUUCAGGGAGUGCCUGACGGAGGUGGCCCGGUACCUGAGCUCGGUGGAGGGCCUGGACUCCAGCGACCCCCUGCGCGUACGGCUGGUCUCCCACCUCAGCACCUGCGCCUCCCAGAGAGAGGCGGCCGCCAUGACGUCCUCCAUGGCGCACCACCACCACGCCCUGCACCCGCACCAGUGGGCCGCGGCCGCCUUCCACCCCCUCCCCGCCGCCUUCCUCCAGCAGAGCGGACUCCCGGCCUCCCCCGGAGAGAGCGCCUCCGGCAGGCCGUCCGAGGCCCCGCAGCCCCAACGCGGCUCCGCCCUCCUCACCGCCACCUUCUCCCACGGCGACUCCCCCCUCCGGGCGCCCUCUGCCGGCGGGGCGGCGCCCUGCGUCACGCCCCUCUCCACGUCCCUGCUGUCCCUCUCAGCCACCGUACACGCAGCGGCUGCGGCCGCCGCGGCGGCCCAGACGUUCCCCCUCUCCUUCCCCGGAGGGUUCCCCAUAUUCGCGCCCAGCGCGGCGGCCGCAGCCUCGGUGGCGGUGUCCGCCAUUAGCCCCACGCUGUCGACCGCGUCGGCGUCCCAACAGACCAACGGCGGCAGCAACGCAGGUGGCAAGCCGUACCGGCCUUGGGGGACAGAGGUGGGAGCCUUCUGAGCCGGCCCGGCUCAAUGCUCUCGCCGUGUGGCUGGAAGUCUUCCACGCUUUUGUAGAUAUAAAGGAAAACCUUCUUGUUUCUUCGGUUGGAGGUUCUGCACCGAGCGCACGGACUUUGCUCACCAGCUUUUUAUCCGGUGUGCAGAACUUGAAGCACCUGCGUUUUAACACACUGUGGGAAAUGAAGGACGGUGGACAGCGUUUACAUACUUCACACCAAGUGGACAAACCUUACAGUCCCUCUUUUUAAAGAUUUUGAAAUGGAGAACAGCACUCAGUUUGGAUCUCGUCAUAUUGCUUUAUUCCCUUCAUAGUCUUCUUCCUUACCCAUUUCCCAGAGCAGUUAUGGGUUCAUGGCAAUGGUACAGUUUGCUGCCCAUUGGAUCAUUCUGUAGAUAUAUGGAAAUAGUGGGCCUUCUGUCUGUCAUCCAGUGUGUUUGAUUCAGUGGAGGCACCUGGAGUGAUGCCAUCUGGUAUCAUUCAUUCUUAAAUUUAAGGAGGUUGUUCAAGCUGGUCCAAAUAGCAAUAUCGAUU